Molecule: messenger RNA, 1934 nt
Organism: Kockovaella imperatae
Lineage: Eukaryota; Fungi; Basidiomycota; Tremellomycetes; Tremellales; Cuniculitremaceae
Exons: 7
Coding region: 109-1848 (579 amino acids)
Source: RefSeq, a predicted model, not a curated record
UUCAUUGCUCGACCUUUACAAAGGACCGACAACACCCCUUGAAGGGAGAUCGAAACAACUGAGAGGUGAUCUUGCUGGAGCUUCCAAACUUGUCUGUUCGACUCGAGAAUGUUUCAGGAAGACGACUAUCUUGCCGAGAUGGCCUCACCAUCCUCCUCGUCCGUAGCAGAGACUAUCCUACCCACUCCGGAUCAACCAUACUCGUCCAGACGAUCAUCUCUCGCCUCUCCCCAAGUGAUGGAUCCGGCGCAUCACGAUGACGGCGACCGCGAUACUUGUUGUCCACCUGACGAUUCUGUAGCUAAAGAUCGGCAGGAUGUCAACGCUUCUACAUCCCCUGCAUCAUCAGCCAAACCUCAACCCAUUAUCAGUGUGGACAGAGCACAGAGACCGUUCUCAACCUCAACGAGCAUGUCAAACCGAUCUAUUCGGAACGCUUCCAACCCUAAUCCCCGUGCACCUCCGCCUCCGCCGAUCCUGCUUCGUAGACCCACCGACAUCGACAGUGCCCAUGUGGAGGAUAUACCAUUGCGCACGGGGUCUUCGGGGGGCGCGGGCUCCCCGUCACGAUCCAACGCUAGAGGUCUCAAUAUCGCUGGACUGGCACCAGUCUUGGAUGGCUCGGUGGAACCGGAGACGAGAGAGGAGCAGGACGCGCUGCACGCGCUACCUGUUGUUCUGCCAAGUCCCAGGAGACCAUUCUUUGCUGGCGCGGAUAACCAUGGAGCUCCAAAAUCUCCAGCUUGGCAAUCGUUCGAAGUAGCUCAAAGCAGAGCACCGGCGUCACCUAACAAGGGUCGGAGACAAAGUACCGAGCUACCAUUCUCACCUCUUGGACCCAACGCAAACGUGUUAAAUCUACCUGCGAACCCUUUGACGCCUAGUCGGUUUGAUCCCACACCACAGCAUGGGAUUCAUGCCCGUAACAUGUCACUCUUCUUUCCCACGCCUGGUCAACCAUCUUCAGACAAAUUGAGCGUGCCGCCGACGCCGAACUUUGCAAGUGCAGAGGGCACCGCCGUUAUGCAAGCUCCUCACGCGGGGUCAAAGCACAAGAUGCCGUUCGGAGGGUCAGGCGAAUGGACAUUUGGUAGAGCAGGCGGUGGCACGGCGACGGGCACACAGGAGACAAGUCGGAGCAAGCGGAGAGGUCAUCAUCACAAACACUCCUUAUCACACAAUUUUUUCUCCUUCCUCGACCCUACGCAGACCAAUCCAGCGCUGGCUCGCUCACCUUCCCCAGCAGUCCCAUCACCUCGGGUACUGGACACGCCACAACCCGUCCCCAUGCCAAUGCUCGCCACGCCCCACUUGCUACCCGGAUCACCCACUCUGAUCCCUCUACCGCCGUCCAAGAACAACCCUAAACGCCAAUUGUUGAUGUCAUUAUCCGCGAUGGAAUGCCUCAUCGGCGCUGCGUUGUGGAUCGAAGCUUGGCGAAGCGUCAGAAGGCCAUACGGGUUCGCUCGUCUCACCGCGCUACUGUAUUUCACACAGUCCCUUUUCCUGGUGUUUGCAGCGGUUUAUAUAGCGAAAGAAUCUCUAGAAUCGGUCGUUCUCGGUGCGGAUGCACAUGAGCAUGGGCACACCGAGAUCAGUGAGGGAGCCGACAGACCCUUUCCUCGCCUGCUGCUCCUCGUCGCCGCAUGUACAACCAGCUUCGCCGGAUCAUAUCUGGGUAAUCAUCAGAAGCUCGUCGAUGCGGUCGGGCCGUUGUUCCUGCCGUAUCGUUACAUGACCUCUCUCCUGGUCAAGAAAGGACCAACAUUUCUCGGCAAUCCGUUCAGCGUGACCACCACUGGCAUGUGUUCAGUGGCUCUCCUGGGUAGCGUGAUUGUGCCUUCGUAAGUACCUGGCGUCCGACGAAAGCCUGAUAGCUAUGGCAGCUCCUCCAUUCAUACGCUAGACUCCAGCCUGUCGCUUGCAUUGACGAU